Suillus subalutaceus is the source of this 4644-nucleotide messenger RNA. RefSeq names its product TPR-like protein. Gene Ontology annotation, molecular function: protein binding. NCBI's taxonomy places the organism in Eukaryota, Fungi, Basidiomycota, Agaricomycetes, Boletales, Suillaceae. The record is from RefSeq and is a predicted model, not a curated record. The transcript is spliced from 2 exons. The coding region runs from base 98 to 4453 and encodes 1451 amino acids.
AAUUACGUCUUGUUCACCCUGUGCCGCUCAUUCAACACUUUGAUGCCCCCUGCGUUCUGUACCAUCUUCAAUUAGCUGUAUAUUUCACUACAACAACAUGACAGACAGUGUGGAACGAUUCGAGCAGCAGGACGCGCUGUCUGAUUUGGAUGAGGCCAUUGAGAUCGAUCGAGCUGCACUCGCACUCUGUCCCCAAGGCCAUCCUGAUCAAUCCAUGUCUCUCUACAACCUUGCCAUCAGCCUCCAUGACAGAUUCAGACAACAGGACGCGCUACCUGACUUGGAUGAGGCCAUCGAGCUCCACCGAGCUGCACUCGCGCUCCGUCCCUCUGACCAUCCUCGUCGAUCCAUGUCUCUUAGCGACCUUGCCAACACCCUUCAUGACAGAUUCAAGCGUCAGGGCGCGCUACCCGACUUGGAUGAGGCCAUCGAACACUAUCGAGCUGCACUCGCGCUCCGUCCCUCUGGCCAUCCUCGUCAAGCCAUGUCUCUCAACGACCUUGCCGACGGCCUUCGUGACAGAUUCGAGCGGCAGGACGCGCUGUCUGACUUAGAUGAAGCCAUCGAGCUCCAUCGAGCUGCACUCGCGCUUCGUCUCUCUGGCCAUCCUCUUCGAGACAUGUCUCUCAACGACCUUGCCAACAUCCUUCAUGACAGAUUCAAGCAUCAAGGCGCGCUACCUGACCUGGAUGAAGCCAUCGAGCUCCAUCGGGCUGCACUCGCGCUCCGUCCCUCUGGCCAUCCUCGUCGAUCCAUGUCUCUCAACGAUCUUGCCAACACCCUUCAUGACAGAUACAAGCAUCAGGGUGCGCCACCUGACUUGGAUGAGGCCAUCGAGCUCGAUCGAGCUGCACUCGCACUCUGUCCCUCGGGCCAUCCUCGUCGAGCCAUAUCUCUCAACAACCUCGCCAUUAGCCUCCAUGGCAGAUCCAAGAAACUGGGCGCACUGUCUGACCUGGAUGAAGCCAUCGAGCUCCAUCGAGCUGCACUCGUGCUCUGUCCCAAAGGCCAUCCUGAUCGAUCCAUGUCCCUCAACGACCUUGCCAACAGCCUUCGAGUCAGAUUCGAGCAACGGGGGGCGCUGUCUGACCUGGAUGAGGCCAUUGAGCUCCAUCUAGCUGCACUCGCACUCCGUCUCCCUGGCCAUCCUGAUCGAGCCAUGUCUCUCAACAACCUUGCCAUCAGCCUCCAUGGCAGAUUCGAGCAACGGGGCGCAUUGUCUGACCUCGAUGAGGCCAUUGAAUUCCAUCGAGCUGCACUCGCGCUCCGUCCACUUGGCCAUCCCAAACGAUCUACGUCUCUCAACAACCUUGCCAGCAGCCUUGAUAACAGAUUCGAACAACGGGGGGCGCUGCCUGACCUGGAUGAGGCCAUUGAGCUCCAUCGAGCUGCACUCGCGCUCCGUCCCCAAGGCCAUCUUGAUCGAUCCACAUCUCUCAACAACCUUGCCGUUGACCUUCGAGCCAGAUUCGAGCAACGAGGGGCGCUGUCUGACCUGUAUGAGGCCAUUGAGCUCCAUCGAGCUGUACUUGCGCUCCGUCCCCCAGGCCAUCCUGAUCGACCAUCGUCUCUCAACAACCUUGCCAUCAGCCUUCAUAACAGAUUCGAGCAACGAGGGGCGCUGUCUGACCUGGAUGAGGCCAUUGAGCUCGAUCGAGCUGCGCUCAUGCUCUAUCCCUCUGGACAUCCUGGUCGAGCCAUGUAUCUUAACAACCUUGCCAUCAGCCUCCAUGACAGAUUCGAGCAACGGGGCGCACUGUCUGACCUGGAUGAAGCCAUCGAGCUCCAUCGAGCUGCACUCGCGCUCCGUCCUCUUGGCCAUCCUGGUCGAUCCAUCUCUCUCAGCAACCUUGCUAACAUCCUUGAUGACAGAUUUAGGCAACGCGGCGCACUGUCUGACCUGAAUGAGGCCAUUGAGCUCCAUCGAGCUGCACUCGCGCUCCGUCUUCUUGGCCAUCCUGAUCGAACCAUCUCUCUCAGCAAACUUGCCAGCAGCCUUCGUAACAGAUUCGAGCAACAGGGGGUGCUGUCUGACCUGGAUGAGGCCAUUGAGCUCCAUCAAGCUGCACUCGCGCUCUGUCCGUUUGGUCAUCCUGAUCGAUUUAUGUCUCUCAACAACCUUGCCGUCGACCUUCGAGCCAGAUUCGAACAACAGGGGGCGCUGUCUGACCUGGAUGAGGCCAUUGAGCUCCAUCGAGCUGCACUCGCGCUCUGUUCCCAAGGCCAUCUUGAUCGAUCCACGUCUCUCAACAACCUUGCCGUCGACCUUCGAGCCAGAUUCGAGCAACAACGGGCGCUGUCUGACCUGGAUGAGGCCAUUGAGCUCCAUCAAGAUGCACUCGCGCUCUGUCCCCCAAGCCAUUUCCUUCGAUCAUCGUCUCUCAACGGCCUUGCCAACAGCCUUCGAGCCAGAUUCGAGCAACGAGGGGGGCUGUCUGACCUGGAUGAGGCCAUUGAGCUCCAUCGAGCUGCACUCGCGCUCCGUCCUCUUGGCCAUCCUGAUCGAUUCAUGUCUCUCAACAACCUUGCCGUCGGCCUUCAAGCCAGAUUCGAGCAAAAGGAGGCGCUGUCUGACCUGGAUGAGGCCAUUGAGCUCCAUCGAGCUGCACUCGCGCUCUGUCCCCUUGGCCAUCUUGGUCGAUCCAUGUCUCUCAACAUCCUUGCCAUCAGCCUUCGAGCCAGAUUCGAGCAACAAGGGGCGCUGUCUGACCUGGAUGAGGCCAUUGAGCUCGAUCAAGCUGCACUCGCACUCCGUCCCCCAAGUCGUAUUCUUCGAUCAUUGUCUCUUAACAACCUUGCCAACAGCCUUCUAGCCAGAUUCGAGCAGCAGAAUGUAUCAUCAGACUUGGAAGAGGCCUUUAGGCUUUAUCUGCAACUCCCUGAAAUAUCUCAUGCAGUCUCGCGCAAGGAUCUUUAUGCUGCACAGUCAUGGGCCGCCUCUGCUGAGCGGCUGAAUCAUCACUCUGCAUUGGUUGCCUAUCAAACCGCAUUGGGGUUCCUUGAUCGGCACGUUGCCGUUUUGUCGCCUUUUUCCCGUCAUUUCGAUGUGAUCAGGGAGGCCACUUCAUCCAUUGCAAUGGAUGCUUUCUCGUGCAGUGUUCGUUGUGGUGCUCUAACCACUGCUGUGGAACUGGUAGAACAAGGUCGUGCAGUAUUCUGGACCCAGUUGGCCCACUUCCGCACACCGCUAGAUGAACUUUCUGUAUCAGGUGGUGCUGGUGAAGCCUUGGCAGAAGAAUUCAAGCAACUCAGCUUUCGUAUUCGUACAGCGUUAGACACACUAGAUGUUGAUGACCGGUCCUCGCAAAUCCGGCAACUCAUAAUUCAAUGGGAUGGUGUCAUCUCCCGCAUCCGCAUGUUACCCGAUUUUUCCCGGUUUCUGCUGCCUCCGCUGUUCUCUGACCUGCAGAAGGCAGGAGAAGAAGGCCCAGUCGUUAUUGUCAACGCAAGCUGUUACAGCUGCGACGCCUUGAUUAUCCUGAGUUCCCAAGAUCCUGUACACGUGUCACUUGACAUCACGCAAGCCGAGGUCUCCGAGUUAACCUCCACAUUUCAGUUCCUUACAUCACAUGCUGGCACUUCUGAUCAUAAUACCGAAUUAUACAAGAUCGUCGGUGUCUUACGCACGCUCUGGAGGCGCAUAGUUGCCCCUAUACUUGAAGUGCUCAGGAAGUUCAUCCCCCGUGGCUCACGCAUUUGGUGGUGUCCUACCGCUGAGUUCACCCUGCUUCCUCUCCAUGCAGCUGGACCUUACGAGCUGAAAAGUCAUAAUUUUUCUCACUUUUAUAUCUCCUCUUACACCCCAACUUUGGGCACCCUCAUUCGCGCAAGACGGCAGGGUUCUCGAGAUGCCUCCGCUCAGCAUUUUGUUGCCAUCGGUCAAGCGCGCCCGGAUGGAGCGAAGGAACUUCGGUGUGUCGCUGCUGAGUUAGAUAUCGUCGCUCAGCGUGUCGCACCCUUUUUGUCCUUUACAUCGCUUGCGGACAGUGAUGCAACAGUCCAUGGAGCAUUGGACACAUUAGGCCAAAAACAGUGGCUUCACCUGGCCUGCCAUGGUAUGCCGAAUCGAGAAGAACCAUUUGAGUCUUCCUUCGCCAUGUACGACGGAUCUUUAAUGAUCAGGGACAUCAUACGAACUCGCUUGCAGGAUCCGGAGUUCGCAUUCUUGUCUGCUUGCCACACUACUGUGGGCGAUAAGAAGAGUCCGAAUGAGGCGAUUCAUCUCGCUGCGGCCAUGCAAUUCUCCGGAUUUCGCAGCGUGAUAGGUUCCAUGUGGUCCGCCGAUGACGAUGUUGUAGGCCAGAUCGUCUCUUGUUUUUAUGACAACCUGGUUGACGAUUCAGGGGAAAUGGACUGCAAGCGUGCUGCAGGGGCAUUGCACAAGGCUGUGAAGAAAUUGCGCAAGCAGAUUCCGUUUGAACAGCAGAUCGCAUUCGUUCACAUAGGUGUUUAGUUUGUUUGUCAAAGACUCGUUCAUUAUUUCCCACUUUUUCUUUCGUAUUUGCAGUGACUGACAUACCCUGUCGGUACUGAAAUUUUGCAUUGGACUCUAACACGUACAGAAUAUUUCUUGUGUAUGUUGCGUGUAUCAUAAAUCCACUACCCCGCUGUAGUUUUCUGAAAAGCGGCUUAGUUCUGUUAACA